Conger conger (European conger) is the source of this 3055-nucleotide messenger RNA. Its product is annotated as PH and SEC7 domain-containing protein 1-like. Gene Ontology annotation, biological process: regulation of ARF protein signal transduction. Bases 55 to 2088 code for a protein of 677 amino acids. Gene Ontology annotation, molecular function: guanyl-nucleotide exchange factor activity; phospholipid binding; protein binding. The record is from RefSeq and is a predicted model, not a curated record. NCBI's taxonomy places the organism in Eukaryota, Metazoa, Chordata, Actinopteri, Anguilliformes, Congridae. The transcript has 14 exons.
GAGGAAGAAGAGGAAGAGGAGGAGGAGGAGGUGGUGAGCUGGGCCAGCGUGAGGAUGCAGGGCGAUAAGAAGAGGCAGAACGCCACCCACGAGGAGGAGGCCGUCUUCAGCCUGCUGCUAAAGAGGCCCUUGGACAGCGUGUCGGACUGCCACGGGGCCCUGAAGUCGCCCAUCGCGGUGCCCAGCCCCCGGAGGACGUCCGAGGACGGCCUGGACACCUUCAGCCGCCAUUUUGAGAGCAUCAUGGAGUCGCACCGCGCCAAGGGCACGUCGUACAGCAGCCUGGACAGCGAGGAGCUCCUGAGCUCCAGCCAGCCCGUGUUCACCUUCGACCUGCCCACGCUGACGCCCGAGAUCCAGGGCCAGAUCUGCCUGAGCGCCCGGAAGAUCAUCGAGCUGAGCUUCGCCCCGCUGGCGCCCGGGGAGCCUCCCAGCCUGUCCGACUCCGCCCCCGGCCACGCCCUCGACCGCAGCAGCAGCUCCGACUGCACCCAGGCCCCGCCCACCGAGGGCGUCAGCAGCACCUCUGAGGACACGCCCCCAGGGGACAGGCCGGCGGCCAAUCGGGAGCCACGCCCCUCCAGGGAAAGGCCCCCCCGGCUGGCCACGGACUCUGAGGUGGAGCUGGACAUCAGCGACCGACUGGGCAGCACCGACACACUCAGCAACGGCAACAAGGCCGACCUGGAGGCAGCCAAGCGGCUGGCCAAGAGGCUCUUCAGCCUGGACGGCUUCAAGAAGUCCGACGUGGCCCGGCACCUGAGCAAGAACAAUGACUUCAGCCGCAUGGUGGCAGAGGAAUACCUGCGCUUUUUCAACUUCUCGGGGCUGACUUUGGAUCAGGCACUGAGAGCGUUCCUGAAGGAGUUUGCUCUCAUGGGGGAGACGCAGGAGAGGGAGAGGGUGCUGUCCCACUUCUCCAGGAGGUACCUACACUGCAACCCCCACAGCAUCCCGUCUGAAGACAGCGUUCACACCCUGACCUGUGCUCUGAUGCUGCUGAACACGGACCUGCACGGCCACAACAUUGGGAAGAGGAUGUCUUGCAUGCAGUUCAUUGGGAACCUGGAAGGUCUCAAUAAUGGGCAGGACUUCCCUAAGGAGCUUCUCAAGACCUUGUACAACUCCAUCAAGAGUGAGAAGCUUCAGUGGACCAUCGACGAGGAAGAGCUGCGUAAGUCCUUCUCAGAAUUGGCCGACGGCCGCACGGACUCCGCCUCCCACACCAUGAAGCGAAUCAGCAGCCGGGGAAACCCCAUCACGGGUGUGGCCCAGCACCCCGGCUCCGUCGUCUACAAGAACGGCUUCCUGGUGCGGAAAGUCCACGCCGACUCUGACGGCAAGAAAACUCCGCGGGGGAAGAGGGGCUGGAAGACGUUCUACGCCAUCCUGAAGGGCCUCAUCCUCUACCUGCAGAAGGGGGAGUACAGGCCGGAGAAGCAGCUCUCUGACGAGGACCUGAAGAACGCCGUGUCCAUCCACCACUCUCUCGCCAUGCGGGCGUCCGACUACAGCAAGAGGCCCAACGUCUUCUACCUGCGCACCGCCGACUGGAGAGUGUUCCUGUUCCAGGCCCCCAACGCAGAGCAGAUGCAGUCCUGGAUAACGCGGAUCAACACGGUGGCCGCCAUGUUCUCCGCUCCGCCCUUCCCGGCCGCUAUCGGGUCUCAGAAGAGGUUCAGCCGACCGCUGCUCCCGGGAUCCACCACCAAACUCUCCCAGGAGGAGCAGGUCCAGUCUCACGAGGCACGGUUCCGCACCACCUCCUCGGACCUGACCGAGCUGCGCUCCUACCCGCCCGACCGCAAGGUCAAAGGGCGUGAACUGGAGGAGUACCGCCAGCGAGAGGAGUACCUGGAGUUUGAGAAAACGCGCUACGGCACGUACUCCAUGCUGCUGCGGGCGAAGCAGCGUUGCGGGGAGGACGACCUCUCUGCAUUCGAGUCUCAGCUCUUCGAGGACAGCGGCCUGCAGAGGGCGCACUCCAGCCCCACCCUCCCCCUGGAGGGCAGCCAGGGCGGCGUGGCCAAGCCCGGCAAGCGCAACGAGGCCCAGAGACACAGCUACCGCCAGGCCGUCAAGCAGUGAGCCGUCCUCCCCCCUCUCCCUGCCCACGUUUGCGUUCAGCUCCAGGGGUGUGGCGAGACUGGGGGGGCUCGGUUAAUUCCGCCUGUAGGCCCCUCCCCUCUCUCCAAUCUCCUUGGCCAAUGGGGGAGCGGCGGUCGUGUGAUUGACGUGGCUGUGGAAGUGGAAGGGGGCGGAGACUGGAGGAGUGGUAUCAUGUGGAGGCCGGAGAUCGUGGGGAAGAAGCGGUCAUCCGUUGUGAGGGUGACCACAUACAUGGUCACCAGUGUUCACUGGCAGGAGAGACUCUUUAAAGACCAUUUUAAACACCCAGUUCUUACCCCUAAACAUUUGCACAUAACCCCCUAGCUCCUAAUCCAUAGCCCCUAACCCUAGCCCUCUUAACCUCUAUUCUUAACCUCUAGUCCCAAUCCCUUAUCCCUAGCCACCGCUAGCCCUUAAAAGGAAUCCCUAGCCCCUUGCCAGUAAUUCAUAAACACUAAUCCCUAAACCAUAACCCAUAGUCCCUAAACCCUACCCAUAAACCCUAAUCCCUAAGCCCUAGCCCCUAUCCCCCUAGCCUCCCUUGCUCAGGCCCUUCUCCAAGUGUCACCCCAGAGUAAUUUUUCAGGACCAAUUUUGUUUUUCCACAUUUGCAAAAAAAAAAAAAACCCCACCAGACAACAAGAAAUUCAAAUGUUAGCUGAGCAGUCAUCUUGGAUUCUGACAUUUGAAGACAAUGUGUACAAGUGGACAUUGUUGCACAGGAUAAUGUUGCUCACACAGCAGCCCGUCUCUUUAGAGCUGAGACUGCCUCUUGCCACCACCGUCAGGCCGAUGUGUUCACCAGCUGACCCCCACUGCUCAGGAGAGCACUGGUCUGCUUUACUGCACCCCCUCUCUCCCUCUCUGGGGGACCAUGGAGACUGCAGCCAUGGAGACGUCUCGGAGUGGACAGGCCCUGGGUCCACGGCCCGUAGAGUCCAGAGCU